Hevea brasiliensis (rubber tree) is the source of this 1443-nucleotide messenger RNA. Its product is annotated as E3 ubiquitin-protein ligase RMA1H1. Gene Ontology annotation, molecular function: ubiquitin protein ligase activity; metal ion binding; ubiquitin-like protein conjugating enzyme binding. Gene Ontology annotation, cellular component: endoplasmic reticulum. The record is from RefSeq and is a predicted model, not a curated record. Gene Ontology annotation, biological process: ubiquitin-dependent protein catabolic process. The transcript has 2 exons. NCBI's taxonomy places the organism in Eukaryota, Viridiplantae, Streptophyta, Magnoliopsida, Malpighiales, Euphorbiaceae. The coding region runs from base 573 to 1298 and encodes 241 amino acids.
UUCAACUUUUAACUGGUUUGAUUAAUCUUUUCUUUCUUGGCUUCACUCAUGUGUGCUGAUUGAAGGAAAAAAAUUAUGGAUCCUGUGUGUUUUGUAGCUUCUGUUGAUAUCUCACUGUUUUUUGAAAUGCAUUUUUUCCUUGUGUGUUGUGGGAAAGUAAUAGAAAAUGAUAGAAUUUUGGGCUAGAAAUUUAUGUGCCGUUUUGUUUGUUUCUUUUCUCGGAAAGAACGAGAAGAGGAAAAGGAAAAUUUUAGAAAAUCGCUCUCCUGGCUUGAGAAAUUUAGGCAUCUUGGGAACUAUAUUGGUGGGAAAAUGUUUUCUGUAUUUAUUUAUUGAUUCAAACUCGGGAAACAAAUGUUGUAUCUUAGAUUGAAGCUAGAAAAUUGCAGAUAAUCAAAACUAAUCAGGUUUAAUUGGCGAGGGUCUAUUCAAAUUCAAGUUCUCUUUUUGACAAUUUUAUUUGCAAUUGCUCAAAGUUCGUGUUGUGGCUUGGCAGAGUUUGGAGUUUCAGCUUUGAGAAUCUUUAGAGUCAAAGGAAGUCUGUACCUGAGACAAGCUUCAAAGGCAGAUCUAUGGACUUUGAGCAAUAUUUUGCCCGGGAAUGGAAAUCAGUUUCUAGUGCAGCAACUGGCUCGGAAAGUUUUAAUGGUUGCUUUGAUUGCAAUAUCUGCUUCGACUUUGCACGUGAGCCAGUGGUCACCCUUUGUGGGCACCUGUACUGCUGGCCCUGUAUCUAUAAAUGGCUCCAUGUCCAGAGUGCCUCUCUUGCUUCUGAUGAGCACCCACAAUGCCCAGUCUGCAAGGCUGAUAUAUCUCACACCACCAUGGUCCCCCUUUAUGGCCGUGGUCAAGCUGCAGUUGAAGCUGAGCUCGAGGGAAAAGCACCCUAUAGGGGCAUGGUCAUACCUCCUAGGCCGUCAGCUUAUGGUACGCAAGCUUUGGUAUCUAGUACAUCUCCAACUGGUCAGCAGCUUCCAUACCAUAAUCCUUAUCAAAAUCAUAGCUAUAAUCCUGAUCCAUACAGCAGUUUUGAAGAGGCAUCAUCAUCACCUCUAGUUAAUCUUGGAGGCACCAGAGUGACUGGAUUCCACCACCCAUUUGUUGGGAUGUUUGGUGAGAUGGUUUAUGCAAGGGUUUUUGGAAAUUCAGAGAGCUUGUAUACAUAUCCAAAUUCAUAUCACCCAAUGGCAAGUAGUAGCCCCAGGUUAAGAAGGCAGGAAAUGCAGGCAUACAAAUCAUUGAACAGAAUCUCAAUUUUCCUCUUCUGCUGCUUUCUUUUAUGUCUUAUCGUAUUCUGAAAGUAGAUUUUAGGCCAUUAACCAUUGUGCGUCUUGUAUACUUUGUAAAAAGCAUCGGUUGUAAGGUUAUGAAACAUCAGUAGAAUGAGAUAUAUGUAUAUGCGGUAUAUUAGAAAUUUAAUAUUAAAACGUAUGCCAUUUUGUC